This is a messenger RNA of Siniperca chuatsi (mandarin fish), 9060 nucleotides long. RefSeq lists its product as uncharacterized. The transcript has 14 exons. The record is from RefSeq and is a predicted model, not a curated record. NCBI's taxonomy places the organism in Eukaryota, Metazoa, Chordata, Actinopteri, Centrarchiformes, Sinipercidae. Gene Ontology annotation, molecular function: calcium ion binding; transferase activity. The coding region runs from base 98 to 7297 and encodes 2399 amino acids. Gene Ontology annotation, biological process: homophilic cell-cell adhesion. Gene Ontology annotation, cellular component: desmosome; plasma membrane.
GGCUCAUCUUUUCGAGCAGCUGACUCAAGUCCUCAGUGGGUUUUCCACACAUACAUAGAAAGGACAAGCUGCCGUAUGCUUUGGCUUCCCUACACUCAUGGCUCGGCUCUCCCUCACAGAAGUGGGCCUGCUGCUCUUGGUACUACUGGCCUUGAUGCUCAGUGCUGACUCAAGAGAGAAGAGGCCAAAGACACUGAGGAGGAAGAAGAGAGAGUGGAUCCUUCCUCCUGCCAAGCUGCUGGAGAACACUGACUACACCCACAGGGAAUUCAUUGCCAAGAUUCGCUCCGAUAAAGACAAAGAGGCAAAAGUGGAGUAUUAUCUCUCUGGACCAGGAGCUGACAAGCCACCCUUUAACCUCUUUGUGGUGGACCAUGACACCGGGUUUGUACGAGUCACUGAUAUUCUGGACCGGGAGAAAUAUCCAUUUUACAAUCUAACAGGGAUCGCUAAAUACAGAGAUGGUUCCACAGCAGAGGACGACAUCCCACUGACUGUCACAGUCCUGGACCAGAAUGACAACGCUCCCUAUUUUGAGCUAUAUACUGGCAACAUCUCAGAGGCAAGCAAAGAAGGAACCUUUGUUAUGCAGAUCGAGGGGAAAGAUGAUGACCAAGCUGAUACGAUUAAUGCAAAGAUCUCCUACAGCAUCAUCAGUCAGGAGCCAGAAGGCACAGGUCACAUGUUCACUAUAGAUGAAAAGACAGGCAAACUGUACGUGAAAGAGUCCACACUGGACAGAGAGACUUAUGACUUCUACAAACUGGUUAUAAAGGGAAGUGAUAUGGGUGGGGCAGCAGGGGGGCUAACCGGGACAGGAACUGUGGAGAUCAAGGUCCUGGACAUCAAUGACAACAUUCCCACUCUGGAAAAAUCUGAGUACUCUGGCUCAGUCGAUGAAAAUGUUGCUGAUGUAGUUGUGAUGAGAAUCAAAGCUCUGGACAAAGACCUUGAACACACAGACAACUGGCUGACUGUCUUUACAAUCGCCAAAGGAAAUGAGGACAAUCUCUUCUCUAUUAAGACAGACAAAGAAACCAAUGAGGGCAUCCUGACGCUGAUCAAGCCUGUGGAUUUUGAAGAAGUCCAGAAUCUUGAGCUUGGCCUGCUCAUUGAGAAUGUAGCUCCUUUUGUGGAGGGUGGUGUUAUACUGAUGGAUGUGGAUGUUCAGGUUGGUGAGAAAGAUCCUCUGGCUACUGGAGCUAGAGCUGGAGCUGGUGUUGGAGCUGGUGUGGGUUCAGGGAUAGACCUGGGAGUAGAUGGAGGGUUGGAUGCAGGAGUGAGUACAGGUGUAGACGUGGGCCUAGAUGCUAACCUGCAAGGGGGGGUGAAUGUAGGUUUGGAUGCAGGGCUCGGCCCUGGAGUUGGGGUUAAGCCUGGUGUUGAGCCUGGAGUAAGCACUGGACUUAAACCAGGUGUCAAACCAGGACAAGGGACAAAGCCGAAGCCAGAUGCACCAGCAAAAAGCUAUCCCAUUAAGAUAGCAGUGAAUAAUGUGCCGGAGGGUCCGGUAUUCAUACCUGACACCAAGAAUGUUCCUGUAUCGGAAGAUCCAAAUGCAGCACCUGAGGAUGGUGUGAUCACAGUGUUCGCUGCUGUCGACCCAGACACAGGAAAACCAGCUGAAGACGUCAGUUAUGCCAAAGCCUAUGAUCCAGAUAACUGGUUUACAAUCGAUGAAGAAACAGCUGUUAUUAAACUCAACAAGGUACCAGAUAGAGAGUCACUGUUCUUGGUGAAUGGUACCUACAUUGGCAAGAUUCUGGCCAUAACCAAAGACAUGCCAUCAAAGACAGCCACAGGAACAAUAGCCAUUCAAGUCACUGACUCUAACGACCACUGUCCCACCCUGACCACCACCCACAGCAGUCUGUGCUCUGAUGGAAAAACUGUUUAUGUUACUGCCUUUGAUGAGGACGUUAGCCCCAACGCUGCUCCAUUGACAUUCAGAAUCAUACCUGAUGGGACACAAGGCAACUGGGACGUAGAAGUCAUCAGUGAGACAAGUGCCGCUCUUCACUCACAAGAGGCGCUGUGGCCCGGCUCAUAUGAGCUCCAGGUGGAGGUGUUGGAUGCUCAGGGUCUGUCCUGCCCAGCCCGUGAGGUUUUUACUGUGGACGUUUGCACCUGUGUGGAAACAGAAGACUGCAGCUUAAAGGCGGCCAGACUAGGAACGACUUCAUCUGAGCUCUCUCCCCCAGCCAUCGGCCUGCUGCUAAUGGCAAUGUCUUUACUGCUGUUCAUCCCUCUUCUCCUGCUGUUCUGUCAGUGUGGAGGAGCAGACACUAUCUUUCCCGACCAAUUUAGUGAUCUGCCAUUUGACACCAAAGAACACCUCAUAUCUUACCACACUGAAGUCAGAGGCGAGGAUAAGGAAGUGCCACUCCAAAGUGUCCCUAUGAUAUUGGGUACACAAAAGAAAGUUGAGAUGGCACCAGCACUGAACUUCAACACCAUUCCUUCAAAAAUCACAGAAACUCAUCAGGCAACUACAAUCUAUGAUGAAUCUGUGCAGAAGUUUCAGGAAACUGGCCAAAGUUUGAUGGAGGUUGACAAUGCCUACAGGUUUUCAAUUGAAUCGUUCAACCACGGCAAUCGCAGUGCUACAUUCAGCAGGCAAACACUUGGCGUCCAACACAUGACAGCUAUGUAUGAGGAUAUAGCCCUACCUGAUGCUUUCCUCAAUGAUUACUACUCACAGAAAGCAGUGUGUGUUGUGCCAGUGAAGGACGGUCUGUUGGAGUACUAUUUCGAGGGCCAGGGCUCCCCUAAUGGCUCAGUGGGCUGCUGCAGCCUCCUAGAGUCUGACAACGACCUGCAGUUCCUCAGUGACCUUGGGCCAAAGUUCACGACUCUGGCAGAGAUCUGUUCCCCUCCUACACCAACACCCAAACCCUCCCUGACAUGCAAAGUAGCAGCUGCUGUCAAAACCACAGAUGAUAUUGCUGAACCGGUUGUUAAACACAAAAUUGAACGAAGUGUUGAGACAAAGCAUAGCGAUAUAAAGACAGAGAAAGUCAUGUCAUCUACUAACAUCUCUAAAUCAUCCGUCAAUACUCUAAGCACUGCCCCGCCAUCCAUGACACUUCCUCGCUCCAGGGUUACUAACAUCAGUCAUUCCUCUAACAUCCAUUAUUCUGCUACUCUGCCCCGUCAAGCUCAGAAGCAGACAGUUUACUACACUACCAGCCCUGUACUACAGCCCAUGAACUAUGUAGUUCAACCGCAGCUUCAGAACAUGGUUCUGCUGGCUGAUGGAAUCCAUGAAGCCAAUUUUCCGGGCCUGUAUGUAGUCAGUGGGCCCCAGAGUCCUUCUUCUGGACUUGUAAUCAAUGGACCCCAAGCCUCUCCUUCUGGGCUAGUCAUCCAGGGCAUUGAGAGCCCUGAAAGCCCUGCCAGCCCCAGCUUUCCAGUCAGCCCCACCCUGUUGCUACCUGUUAGCCCAGGUCGGUCUCAGGGCUCAGUCCCUAUGGAUGGGUGGAAAAUAAUAGGCCCAAAUCCUGAUGGUAAUUAUAUGUUAGUUAAGGAUAAGAGUAGUCCAGGUGGAGCAGAGGGGGUGGAUCCAGGCUCAUCUCAGGGCACUUUGCCCAGAGGUGCUAUCCUGGUAAACAAGGCUGCUACCUCUCAGGGGGUGUUAGGCCCGGCAGCCCAGGGGAGUGUGUAUGGCAUUUUGCCAGGACACACUGUUGCUAAAAACGGGGAUGUUGUUGCAGUGAAUAGAAAUUUGGGGCAAACAUGGGUUGGGCAGCCAGGGCAGACGGGGUUAGGGCCAGUCACUGUUUUGGGAGUUGGUGUUGAGCAGUCAAGAAUGGGAAUGGGACAUGUGGUGGCAGUUAAGCCAGAAGUCAGACAGGCUGGAAUUUGGCCAGCUGAGACAAGUGCAGUUGGGAUUAGGCAGGUCAGUGUAACCCAGUUCCAAGGAAUUCCUCCAUUGGAGCAAACAGCGGAUGCCAGUGGAAUUCCAAAAACAUGUAUAAUAGUUUCACCAAAGGAAGACAAGACCAUUAAUGUUGUAAAUACCGUCAUUACUGCUGAAACCACUAAAACUCAUCCAUCUUCAAAGGAAGAGGUUAUGAUGAAAAAUCUGUUUAAGAAUGACAGUGAUCCAAAUCAGAACAUGCAUAAUGAUUCAGCUGAAGAAAAGCAAUCAGAAGAUGUGAUCGCCUACACAUCAGAGCAAGACACAACACUGGAUGAUGAGGAUCCUAGUGAGGUGGUCCAAAGUGCAUUUAAAGACAAUGAGGGAAUCCAAGAGAAUCCAACACAAACAUCAGAAAAAUCUUCAAUUGUAAAUCUUGAGGAAAAUAUUGUGAAAUCAUUACCAGGGCCAGCUAUACUGAGGACAUCGUUUGAGCAGUCUGACACUGUGGUAGAGAAAUCAGGAGAUACAAUGGACAAAAUUGUGCCCGAUCAAUUGAAUAAAAUCACUGAAGCUCCUACAAACAAAUUUACAGAUGUGAUAAGUCAGACAAGAGAAUCCAAUGACCCACAAGAGAAUGCAGAGAAAGAACCUAAGGUUCCACAAUCAGAGCAGCAGGAAAAUCAUGUUCUCUCUGUAGAUUUUUCAGGGAAAGAUAUAUCUAUAGUCACUAAAAUGUCCUCCACAGAAGCUUUCCUACCUGGACCACAUGUCACUGAUUUAGUUAAUACAGACAAAGAGACUGAAGAGACAUCAACAUUUCCUCGAGGAGAGGAAGUCACUUUUACUUUAGACCACAUCAUAGACGAUCAAAUACAUGGUGGCACAGAAGAAAGUGUGGGCAGACAGAAAGCAGCUCCUUUGACAGAAGUAGAAGAAAUAGGAAAACCUGUUCAGCUCAGUAUAGUUGAAGGUCCAGAGGACAGAGGUUCUGAAGUAGGGUCACAGCCUCAAUCAAAUGAAGUCCCAGAGGAUCAAAUUGUAAGGGAGUUAGAGAAAUAUGUCUGUCCAGCAAAGAAAGUUGUUUCAGACUUAGAAACACAUCAAGUCAUUGCCACUUCUGAUAGUAUCCAGGCAGAAGAGAAUAUGGAGGAAAAUACUACUAUCACCAGUGAUGCACAUGAAGAGGUUACGGCUAAGCACAAGCAACUGUUAGAUUCUGAAGUGGGGCUCAAUACUGUGGGUGAUGAAUUGUCAGCAACUCCAAAUAAGACUUCAACAAACACUGUGAAUGAGUCUGAAGAGAGGUCCAUCCUUGAUCUAGAAGCACUCCCAGAACUACAGGUGGAUCAUAGUGAAGGGGAUAAGAUAGACAAAGGCCAUGCAAGGAUAGGUGUUGCCGAUGCUGAAGCAAAAACAUCAUUGCAAACUGUGAGCACUAUUUUAACUAUCCAAGAGGAAGGACAUCUGGGUGAUCCAAAUUUGAUAUCAGUGUCAGAAAAAAAUACCACUCAAGGACAAGUAGAGGGCUCUAAUGUGCCAACCAUUUCAACAUUAGAGCAACAUCUCCAUACAGCAAACGUCAGUAGCUCUGGCCACAAAGAAGAAAAUCAUGAUAAUCAACAAAAUGUAAUGUCAGGAUCAGGAGUGGACAAGGAUCAAGUCAAUGCAAAUGUAGACAGCAUAAAUGAUGGAGAGAAAGAGAACAUAAUUGUGGAGGAAGGAGUGUCACAGGGGAGUUUCAGCACCUCCAAUGACCAAGAUGAAGAUACUGAAAGACAAGAUGCAUUGAGCACAAGUUCUCAAAUAGAGGAUAAGUUCAUAUCAGAUGACAACAUUACUGAUGAAGAAAAAGAUGAGGAUGCUGUGGAGGAAAUGGUGUCACUGGUACAGCAAGUGGAUGAUACCUUAUUCUCAGAUGAUGACAUAAAUGUUCCAGAGAACGAAGAGAAGAUUGUGGAGGUAGUGGCAUUACCUGUACAGCAAAAUGUUAGUAUCACAGAUGACCAAGAUGAAGAGAUUGAAAGAGAAGCUGCAUCAGGAAGACUUUCUCCACUGGAGGAUCAGCUCAUCUCAGAAGACAACAUAAGAGAUGGAGCGAAAGAGGUGUCACCUGUACAGCAAAUGACUAGCAUCUCUGAUGAAGCUGAAGACAGUGAAAAAGAAGAUUCAUCCCACACAGUGGAGGUUAAGCUCAUCUCAGAUGACAGUGUAAGUGAUGGAGAAAAAGAGGAGAACGCGGCGCCCUCCAAACAGCAAAACAUUGGCCUUUCAGAUGACCAAGAUGAAGAGAGCAAAAAAGAAGAUGCACCAGGAACAAGUUCUCAGUCGAAGGAUCAGCUCGUGUGCUUAGAUAACAUACAUGAUGGAGAAAAAGAGGAGGAUAUUGAGAUGUCACCUUUACAGCAAAAUAUAUGCAUCCCAGAUGACCAAGAUGUUGCAAAUGCAAAAGAAGACACAUCAGGCACAAGUUCUUACAUUGUGGAAGACGGCAUUAAGUUUGACCAGAUGUUAAAAGAGGACUCUCAGCCUUUAGAGACUGAAUGUUUAUUUGAGGAAGAUCUUCAUUUAGCAAGUCAACAGUUAGAGAUGAAUCAGGUGGUAGCAACGUUGAAGGUUGAAACUCAAGAAAUGCCAUGUGAAGUGACUAUAUAUCAAGUGAGGCAAGGGAUAGACUCUUCUCAGAUAGGAGAUGUAACUCUGGAUAUUUCUGAGAGACAAUAUACUGUUGGUCAUGAGUUAGUGAGGGGUGCUAACAUGGAGGGUUUGGAUGAUGUGGUCACGUCUUCAGAGGAACUGAGAUCAUCCAGGGUGGCCACAGGACAGGUUUGUAUGUACAGUGAAGACAAAGGGGCCAGUGGUAGCAUAUUGGCAUCUGGACAAGUAGCUGAGGGUGAAACAACUCAGUCUGAUAACCAGAACACAGAUGUUAUUAAAAUUGACUGGAGUGAGGGUGGAGAUCUCACUUUGGAAAAAGGCAAAGCAGAGGUCACUUUUGAACUAGAGAUUAGAGAGAGAUUAGAUGAUGCAUCUGGUCAGGUAUCACUAACAUCUUUUUCUGAGAUUAAAGUGGUGGACAGGACCACAUCUUUGGUGCUGGAAACAGAUCCAGGCUCAGCAGAGACAGGAACUGCUAGUUUUAUUACAGCGAGUGAGGUGGCUAAGGAGGCUGGUUAUCUUGUUCAGAAUGAGAGUCUGAGCAUGACUGGAGAAGCAACAGGAAUAGGCCCAGACACUGUGGGGAAAGCUGGUUCGACAGAGGUUGUGUCAAAAGCUUCUGAUUACAUGCAUGGGGCUGAGGUAAGUGGUGGACAAGUGAGUCCUGUACAGCUUCAGACAGUCAUCAGCCAAAGUCCUCCGAACAAAUCCAGAAACAGUAAAAAGAACAAGAGUCCUCAAAGUCCCAAAAGCCCCUCUGGAAAGUGUAAGCAACAGUGAUUGCAUUUAGUUUGAAGCUGCAUUAACAACUAUACAGUUUCCCAUAGCGUUAAAUGCGGAGGUGGUAUGCAACUUUCUGCAAUAAUUGUAUAAGAAAUAACAAGGUUUUUUGUGAAAUUAAAUCAAAAAAGGGCCGAAAGUCUGUUUUUCCCAGCGACUGUUAUACACUCAAUAUGUGAGGAUUCUGUUUAGACCUUCAUCUCGUAAACUGAUCACAAAUAAUGAAGUCCUGGAUGCUUUGAUUCAGCUUAGCAGAUGACAAUGAUUGACCAGUAAGGCCUUCACAUAAGAUGCAUUGUGUUGCAGUGUUGAGACUAUGUGGGACACACAGGCAGAAAUUAAAGCAAGUCAUAUGUGAAGGGAAACACACUCAGAACACUCACACCCUAUGUAGGCUUUGUAAGCCCAGACACCAGUGGUGUCUCAACAUCUUGAUCUAGACAAAUUGAACCAUGUCAACCAGCAAUGACAUAAGUCCAUGUGUGAGGAUACUACACUGUUGUAAUUGCAGAUGUUCUUGUUUUGUAGGGUGGGUUACCAACUCUGCCACCCAAUUUCCUGCGGGAAACCCUGAGCUAAGCAUACUGAACACUCCUAGUUGAUGCUAGUUGACUGCGCCCAUCAGUUUUAUGUCAGACAGCCCCAACAGGUCUGUUGUUACUUUAUUCCACAGGAUACCAAAUAGACAAGAGUGUCAGAAGACCAGACACAGUUGCGUUCAGCUUUCCAAAUGCUCUGUUACUCACUGCUGUUUAGAAAACACUUUUGGAUUUGUUUCUUAGAGAAAUGUCCCAACAGAGACCAAGAGCAGAAUGUCAUUUGGCUGGUCAGAGUUAGUGAGUGUGGGCAUAUUUUUACAUUAAAGUGAGCCUACGUAACUUUUGCUGUGGCAACAACAACAAUUACAGCAAGAGGGCAAAUGCUGAAACACACUGUAGAGCAACAGUAGCACAAGUAGACAACAGACCAAGUCAGUGAACUGACUCAGUAAUGUCAGUUAUGCAGCAAUAUCUAGCUAGAGUUUGGUAACAUUAGCCACCAUAAGCUACUGGUCAUACCAGACCAACAAAGGCUUUAAUGGCAAAAUCCCUGAGUGUAUUCAAUUGAGCAAAGGUUGGGUUUAAUUAUUGCUAAUGAUUUCAACUUUUCAUUUGCAAGAGAAUGAAUGUGUUAUUUCUGCUUUCAGAAUGUACAUGGUCUCGCUCUAAAGGCCCAUUCUUAAAUUUCAGACCACAUGAAUUUAAGGUAAAUUCUCAUAUAUCAUUGAAGACUUUGCAUUACAGAUGAAAAAAAUCUGUGUUUUGUGUGUUUGUCAAUUCAUCAUGAUUAAAAAUAUAAUGCCUGUUUUACAGCUUUGAUUGCAAACAUCACUAAUGUAAAUAUAGCAAGUUCCAAUCCUGUGUUUAGAAUUUUGGUGGUGGGUCAACCCUUUUGUUUACAAUUGCUUGCACAUUAAGCCUUAAAUAUCUUACAUAAUGUAUCUUUCAUUUUACCAUAUAAGCACCUUUGUCUUAGAGGCAUCUCUUCUCACUUGCUUUUAACUGGAAUGUAAUUGUAAAUCAUUACUAGACAGAACAUGUUUAACUGGUUGAAAGAUAACCCGGAGAAACUAUGUUGGAUUCAUGAACAUACCUGUCUGCACCUGCAUGGGAGUAAGUGUGUUAAAGCUGUUUGGUGAUUUCAUCUUCUUAUCGGGGGAUAUAAUUACCAUUGCUCGCAAAAAUAUCACUAUUUUUAGUAAAACACAAUUUGGGAAUGCUGAA